AUGAUGAUGAGGUUGUGGCCGAAAAAGCUGUCCUGGCUUAAGUGGGUUGUUGUCUGGCUAGUUGUUGUUUUAAUAUGUUGGCUGCUUAAGACAUACGGAGUGUACGAUUGGGUUUAUGCGCGCUUAAUUCGCAAGCCAAGUGAUGCUACUCCAGAUAAUCUGACUAACCCAACUAAACCGACUAAAGUAGAUCAAGACACCCAAACAGAGCCUAUAACAACUCUGAAUGACAAACAGAAGAAGGAAAGUAGAGAGAAGAAACAGCCAGGAGCCAAAAUCAGUGAGAGUACAAGUUCUGCUGGCACAAAUACUAACUUGUCUUUGGAUUCUCAGUCCAACCCACCACAACUCCACCCAACCCAAGCCAACUCUAUACCAAGUAGUGAUGCUAAUGCGGAGCCAAAAAGCCAAGAAUCGGCAAGAAGUGCCAGUUCAACUGAAGUGGGUGUUGGGUUAGAAGAGGGGCCAGAAGAACAAGUGCGGCAUUUAGCACCUGUUCAAGAGGAAGAUGAGGAUGUGAUGGAAGAGGAGGAUGUGAUGAAUGUGAUGGAAGAGGAUGAGAAGCGGUCAGGAGAGGGGCCAGAAGAACGAGUUCAGCACUUAGCACCUGUCCAAGAAGAAGAUGAGGAAGAAGAAGUGAGUUCUCAACCAUCAACCAAUACUAAACUAACCCAAACCCAGCCACCCAACCCAACAACACCAGAUGCUCCACUAGUUAAGUGUCUGCAGGAAAUCCACAUGAUUAAGAAGCACGAAGACCACCGCUGGGUAUAUGACUCUAAUCUAUCUAAGUGGGACCUUUACUUAGAUGUGAAUGCAGUUCCCAGACCCGCUAAAAAUCCAGAGUAUCUUGUACUCUAUGCAACAAAAAAGAUACCCGCACCUCGUUGCCAGGAGUACAUUGAACAGCUUAGCUUGCUAAAAAGAGUCAGAUGCAGUAUUCCCGUACACGUUAACCUCCUAAAGAAGUGGCAGGGCCAUGAAGUAUUCAAAUUGAUUCUUAUUCUGCUGCGGACUGUCGAGGCCCCCAACUUAAUAAUUGCGUUAGGAGUAGAGAGCUUAUUCGACCCCAGCACAAUACAAACGGAAAAGGAUCUAGUAGGGCUAAAUUACUUAGUAGAUGGCAUUCCAGAGGAAAUGAAGACGAGAAGGACUUCUUUAGUAGCUAAUACAAAGCGUAUAGGUACAAAAUGGCGUAGUUUCUUUGGAAUGAUCAAACCGAUCUAUAACCUAUGUAAUGCCCACCCAGACAAACCUAGCAGUACUAAACCCAACCCAACUCAACCCAAUACUAGCCCUGUACCAACCCCGUAA
Molecule: messenger RNA, 1314 nt
Organism: Nematocida homosporus
Lineage: Eukaryota; Fungi; Microsporidia
Exons: 1
Coding region: 1-1314 (437 amino acids)
Source: RefSeq, a predicted model, not a curated record